AUGUCGAUCAGCACCUAUAUUCUCCAGGGCAUAAGCUCCUUCGUGGUAGUGACGCUCUCCCUCUUCGUGCUGGGCCAAAAGGUCCCCCGCGCAGCCUUCGCCGCGCGCUGUCUAGCAGCCUACGGCUCCCUCCUCCUCUGCGCAACAUACGGUGUCCUCGCUUCGAUAAUCCUCCGCCUAAUUGGCUACGGCCGCAUCUCGCAAUAUGCCACAGCCCGCAGUUUCAAAUGGGUCAUGCGUCUAACGACCGGCGUAACAUUUGACAUCAUCGAGGGACAAGAACACCUAACAACCCGUCCGGCCGUCUUCAUCGGAAACCACCAAACAGAACUAGAUGUCCUGAUGCUGGGCGCUAUCUUCCCUCCGUACUGCAGCGUGACGGCAAAGAAGUCGCUGCGCAACAUCCCCUUUUUGGGCUGGUUCAUGGCCCUGUCCCGCACUGUCUUUAUUGAUCGCGGUAAUCGGGAGACUGCUAUGAAGGCUUUUGACGGGGCGGUUGAUGAGAUGCGUGUUCACCGGCAGAGUGUUUUUAUUUUUCCCGAGGGCACGAGAUCGUACUCGGAUGAGCCGACCCUAUUACCGUUUAAGAAGGGCGCCUUCCAUCUCGCCGUUAAAGCGGGGGUGCCUAUUGUCCCCGUUGUUACGGAGAAUUACUCACAUGUGAUGUCCCCGCGGGCGUGGCGGUUUAAUGCGGGUACUAUUAAGGUUAGGGUUCUGCCUCCCAUCGAGACUAAGAACCUCACCCCCGCCGACGUGGAUCGUCUCACUACUUCAACCCGCGAGGACAUGCUCAAGAAUAUUCUUGAAUUCGCCAAGAGUUCCAAAGUUGAGUCUUCUCGUGCCAACGGCGUUGCCACUGCCAUUGAGAUUUGA
Messenger RNA from Penicillium waksmanii, 873 nucleotides. Its product is annotated as 1-acylglycerol-3-phosphate O-acyltransferase SLC1. Lineage: Eukaryota; Fungi; Ascomycota; Eurotiomycetes; Eurotiales; Aspergillaceae. The record is from RefSeq and is a predicted model, not a curated record. The transcript has a single exon. Gene Ontology annotation, cellular component: endoplasmic reticulum; membrane. Gene Ontology annotation, molecular function: 1-acylglycerol-3-phosphate O-acyltransferase activity. Gene Ontology annotation, biological process: phosphatidic acid biosynthetic process. Bases 1 to 873 code for a protein of 290 amino acids.